UAUCAGUUCAGUCACACCAAAGAAGAAAAAUCGAAGACGCGUGAGGGCUGCGACUCGCUCGCCAAACGUUACAGGAAGGAGCAGCAACUCUAAUGGAUGUCACUAAAGCAGCUAAAGGGGAGCCGGGAUUGCAGACUCCUGCCGGGCAGAUGGACAAACCUGUGAACUAUCAUGCGUUGGAAAGUAUGCUUCCCAAAGCGGUGAAGAGGCGAGUGCAUGCCUUGAAAAGGCUUCAGGUGCAGUCUGCCCACAUUGAAGCCAAAUUUUACGAGGAGGUCCAUGAACUGGAGAGGAAGUAUGCUGACAUCUAUCGACCAUUAUAUGACAAGCGAAGAGAUUUUAUCACGGGUACAGUGGAACCCACAGAUGCUGAAUGUGAGUGGAGCAGUGACAAAGAUGAGGACGAGGAGCUAACUGAGCAGGUAAAGAAAAAAUUAGCUCUCGAGCCUGCCAAGAAGGAAGAUGCUGCACCAGUGGAAGACCCAAAAGGCAUCCCGGACUUCUGGCUCACCAUAUUCAGGAACGCAGACAUGCUCACUGACAUGAUACAAGAACACGACGAGCCCAUCCUCAAGCACCUGAAAGAUAUUCAAGUCAAGUUUUCUGAGCCAGGACAGCCCAUGAGUUUUACACUAGAGUUCCACUUUGAGCCCAACAGCUACUUUGCCAAUGCAGUCCUCACUAAAGUCUACAAAAUGAAGUGUGAGCCUGAUGCUUCAGAGCCUUUCUCAUUCGAGGGCCCAGAGAUCAUCGACUGUGGCGGCUGCGUGAUAGAUUGGCACAAGGGAAAGGAUGUGACUGUAAAAACGAUCAAGAAGAAGCAGAAGCACAAAGGUCGUGGCACUGUCCGUACAGUCACCAAACAGGUUACCAACCUGUCCUUUUUCAACUUCUUCAACCCCGUCAAAGGUUCACCAGAUGAUGAAAUGGACGAGGACUCUGAACUAGCUUUUGACUUUGAGAUUGGUCAUUUGUUCCGUGAGAGAAUAAUUCCCAGAGCAGUGCUGUAUUUCACUGGAGAGGCAAUGGAAGAUGAUGAGAGCUUUGAUGAGGAACUAGAAGAAGGCGAUGAGGAGCAAGAUGAUGAGGGUGACGACGACGAUGACGACGACGACGACGACGAUGACGACGACGACUUUGACCCGAAGGCCUAAUCAGUCAUGCAUUUCUAGAAAGUAGUACCCGCCCAGCCUGCUGAAUGCAAGCAGCAGUAACCACGGUGACCAGUGGACACAGAUCAGCAAGUGCUCCUCUUGCAGCCCCCAUCGUCCUUCUGCCUCUCUUCUAUGAACGGUCAUCUGAACGCAAUGGGAUACAAACCAAACUUUUUGCUAUGUGCAUGACUCCCCCCCCCCUUUACCCACGUUGUCCUCCUAUGUUUGGCCUCUUGUCACCCUCUAAACAGGGAAGUGUCCUCGCCCUUGCCAUCUUUUAGUAGGAUGGAGUUUAGUGGAUUACUGCCAGAAAUCUCAGCACGUCAUAAGAAAAAAAGAACAAACUUGAGUUGUCAUGAAUCUGUUACUCAGGGUUUUUAUUUUUUUUUUAAAUUUUUUUAGGGGGGCGGUUAAAUCAACGUAAUUUCAGAAUUUGUCUGAUGAACUAAGUUGACUUUUGCCUGGGCUUUGGAGGCUUCCCCCCGUCCCCCCUUUUGUUACAAUGCAUAACUAAUUUAGUUUUGUUUUCAUACUCGUGCUUGCCGUUGAAUUAUUUAUUGUGGUGUCUUGCAGCGGUAUGCAUUUCAGCAACCCACGUUGCGGAGGCUAACCUCAUUAAAGAAACGACAAACUGCCAUGCCCUGAUUUUAAACCUCAAAUCGUUGUGGGGUAGUUGAUUUAAACAAGCAUUUAAACGUAACGUGAGCACUUGAACGAACAACACUUCUUGACCUUCCCGUUAUGUGACCGCAUUUCGUUUUGUUUUUGGGUGUUUUCUGCUCCAAAUUGAAUGUUCUCUCUCUGACUUGUUUGCCCACUUACACAUUGUAAUCAACAUUUAAAGUUGAUCAAAUAUAUUUUGUUAUUGUAUAUGGGUUUGUUAUUGAACAUUUUGUUGAAAACAUGUUGCCAAUGUAUUUUGUACUACCAUUUAAAUUGAAUUUAUUUGGUGUGGAUUCCACCGUUGGCUGGUCAUCAGAAGCAGUAAACCAAUCGGCCGCUUCUCUCUCGAUCGUAUUGAGCCGGUCGCUUGCAGCUGAGCCGUGGUUGUCAUCCUCAAAUGUCUCACACGGCGUCCUGUGCUUACAAAUGGCCUUAACGUAACUUGGCUUACUCUCUUCAAUUUGUACAGAGUUAAGAUAUUCUAUUAAAGUUGUGCACAGUUGAAAAGUUGUUUCUGUUCUUUU
This is a messenger RNA of Phycodurus eques (leafy seadragon), 2341 nucleotides long. RefSeq names its product nucleosome assembly protein 1-like 4a (gene nap1l4a). The coding region runs from base 93 to 1154 and encodes 353 amino acids. Lineage: Eukaryota; Metazoa; Chordata; Actinopteri; Syngnathiformes; Syngnathidae. Gene Ontology annotation, biological process: nucleosome assembly. Gene Ontology annotation, cellular component: nucleus; chromatin. Gene Ontology annotation, molecular function: histone binding; chromatin binding. The transcript has 15 exons. The record is from RefSeq and is a predicted model, not a curated record.